Messenger RNA from Aspergillus puulaauensis, 1296 nucleotides. RefSeq names its product putative cell cycle control protein (Cwf23). Gene Ontology annotation, biological process: spliceosomal complex disassembly. The record is from RefSeq and is a predicted model, not a curated record. The transcript has a single exon. Bases 1 to 1296 code for a protein of 431 amino acids. Lineage: Eukaryota; Fungi; Ascomycota; Eurotiomycetes; Eurotiales; Aspergillaceae. Gene Ontology annotation, cellular component: spliceosomal complex.
AUGUCCACCGACGACCUAAAAUCCCAUGCCACCUCUGGCACCCACGACUUCUACGCCCUCCUCGACAUCUCACCCGCAGUGGCCUCGACCGAAAUCCGACGCGCAUAUCGACGCACAGCCCUCAAAUACCAUCCGGAUAAGAUUACCAACCCGACGCAGGAAGACAUCGACAAGUUCCACCUCCUCCAAAUCGCAAAUGAUGUUCUUUCCGACCCGACGGUGCGUCAGCUGUAUGAUAAUGCACGGGAGGCGCGGGAGCGCAAGAAGCGCGAGCAUGAUAUGAUGGACGCGGCGAAAAGGAAGAUGAAAGAUGAUUUAGAGGCGAGGGAGAGAGCUGGGGCUGCUGGAGGUGUGGGUGCGCAACGCGGGGUGAAGAGGGCUUGGGGCGCUAUGGGUGAUGACGACACGGAGGAAAAGCUGGCACGGGAGAUUGAGAGGAUUGCGGAGGAUGGGAGGAGGAGGCGUAGGGAGGCGGAGGAGAAGUUGAGGAAGGAGGUUGAGGAGGACGAGAAGAGGCUGCGUGAGGAGGAAGAGGAGAAGCAGCGGGUUAAAGAUCGGAGUUCGAAGCGGGUUGAUCGAUCAAAUGAGGGCGGGAAGAAUGUCCCUGAGCAGGAGCGCGCGGUGAAGGUGCGCUGGGUUAGGGAGGGACGGGGCUUGGAUAUCGACAAGGACCGCCUGACGGUGUUGUUUGCGCCAUUUGGUGCAAUCGAGAGUGUUCUUGUCCUGAAGGACAGAAGGCAACGGCUUGGGGAUAAGAAGGAGAAGAAGACCGUUGCGACGGGGGUGAUUGUCUUCGCUUCCAUUGUUAGUGCGCAUACUGCCGUGCUGGAUAGCGAGAAAUUCAUGCACGAGAGCCUCUCCCGGACGGCCAGCGACUGGAACGUGAUCGACUCUGUCUUUUGGGCCACGGGAGAGCAACCAGAGCUAGCAGGACGAAACACGGGCCCUGCAUCUCCGCAAAGCCAGGGACAAGCCGCUCCUUCACCGAAGGAGCAGAGUGCACCAGCCUCAGCUCCCAAACCCACUUUCAGUUUCGCUGGGCUCAAGGCUGCAGGAUCUGGCGGGCAGUCAGGGAAAGCGCCUUCUUUCGGUUCUUUCGCAUCAGCAGCUGGUGGUUCCAAACCAGCGCCCCCUGCUGAGUCGGCGAAUGGCGUGAAGACGCCCAGUUUGGAAGAAGUCACGCUGAUGCGGUUGAAGAAUGCGCAACGUGAAAAGGAGCGAAAAGCGAUGGAAGAGCAACUGAGGAAAGAAGACGAAGCUGCUGAUGCCGCUGAGGAUGCAGCCACGAGAGGCUAA